AUGGAGGAGGGAGGCAUAAUGGGGAAACGUGAAGAGAAUGAUGAAGGUGGGGACGGUGAGGAGGAGAAGAGGAUGGCGAUGAAGAGGUUGCAAGCGUCGAAGGACGAGCCUCUGAAAAGGUUGGAAGAUGCAGGAACAAACCUUCAGGAAAACAUUCACAAUCCUGAAAUGAGAAAGUCCGUGGGCGGUGAACUGGCGAAGGGCAGUAUUGGCUUGGAUAGGCAGCUUUUGACGGACUUUGAGGCGGUUGAUAUCUCGGUCUUGCCUACAGACAAUUUGCCCAGGCGCCUCUACAAGAAGUCGGAUGGUGCCUGA
This is a messenger RNA of Penicillium subrubescens, 315 nucleotides long. RefSeq lists its product as uncharacterized. The record is from RefSeq and is a predicted model, not a curated record. The transcript has a single exon. Lineage: Eukaryota; Fungi; Ascomycota; Eurotiomycetes; Eurotiales; Aspergillaceae. The coding region runs from base 1 to 315 and encodes 104 amino acids.